GCGCGCUGCAUCCUGGGUCCCGGCGUGUGUUUGGCUUGCGGGCGUCGUCAUGAACCCCGAGAGCUUCGCGGCGGGCGAGCGGCGAGUUUCGGCGGCCUACGUGAGGCAGGGCUGCGAGGCUCGGCGUGCGCACGAGCACCUCAUCCAGCUGCUUCUGGAGCAGGGCAAGUGUCCAGAGGAUGGCUGGGAUGACAGCACGCUUGAACUCUUUCUGCACGAGCUUGCAAUCAUGGAUAGCAACAAUUUCUUGGGUAAUUGUGGUGUGGGAGAAAGGGAAGGGAGAGUGGCCUCUGCUUUGGUUGCUCGUCGCCAUUACAGGUUCAUCCACGGAAUUGGACGAUCCGGUGAUAUUUCUGCUGUGCAACCAAAAGCUGCAGGCUCUAGCCUCUUGAACAAAAUUACCAAUUCUUUGGUGCUUAAUGUCAUAAAGCUGGCCGGUGUUCAUUCAGUGGCCAAUUGCUUUGUAGUUCCUAUGGCAACCGGCAUGAGUCUAACCUUGUGUUUCUUAACAUUACGACACAAAAGACCAAAGGCCAAGUAUAUCAUAUGGCCACGGAUAGAUCAGAAGUCCUGCUUUAAGUCCAUGGUCACUGCAGGUUUUAAACCAGUGGUGAUAGAAAAUGUUUUGGAAGGCGACGAGCUGCGCACUGACCUGAAUGCAGUGGAGGCUAAAGUCCAGGAACUCGGGCCUGAUCGUAUUCUGUGCAUUCAUUCUACUACGUCCUGCUUUGCUCCAAGGGUGCCCGAUAGAUUAGAAGAACUGGCUGUGAUUUGUGCUAAUUAUGACAUUCCGCAUGUAGUCAACAACGCUUAUGGAUUACAGUCUUCCAAGUGCAUGCAUCUCAUUCAGCAGGGGGCUCGGGUUGGUAGAAUCGACGUUUUCGUUCAGAGCUUGGACAAAAAUUUUAUGGUUCCAGUAGGUGGUGCUAUAAUUGCUGGCUUUAAUGAGUCCUUCAUUCAGGAAAUCAGCAAGAUGUAUCCAGGUAGAGCGUCAGCUUCGCCGUCCUUAGAUGUCCUUAUCACCCUGUUGUCCCUUGGCUGCAAUGGCUACAAGAAGCUGUUAAAGGAGAGAAAGGAAAUGUUUGUAUAUUUGUCCACCCAACUGAAGAAAUUGGCAGAGACCUACGAUGAAAGAUUGCUGCAGACACCUCACAACCCUAUAUCUUUAGCUAUGACACUUAGGACACUAGAUGGACAUCAUGAGAAAGCUGUCACUCAACUUGGCUCAAUGCUUUUUACCAGACAAGUUUCUGGAGCCAGGGCUGUGCCUCUUGGAUCUGUGCAAACUGUGAGUGGCCAUACUUUCCAAGGCUUCAUGUCCCACACAGAUAAUUACCCUUGUGCUUACCUCAAUGCGGCGGCAGCCAUCGGGAUGAAGACACAGGAUGUGGACUUGUUCAUAAAGAGACUUGAGAAGUGCUUAAACACAAUAAGAAAAGAACAACAAAAAGCAAAUGUUGUGGUUGUGUCUGGAGUUGAUGAUUGUAACAGAGCUCGAGAUGUGGACAUUGAGGAAAUGGCUUUGAAACUAGAUAGUGUCCUUGGUGACAAGGACCAACCACCUUCUUCAUGACACAGGUGUUUUUUUUUUUUUUUUUUUUUUUUUUUUUUUUUUUUUUUGCUACAGUUCAUACAAGCACUUUAAAGGAUAUAUGUAAAGUUUUUGAAUUGAGAAUUUAUAGAGAAUGUUCCGUCCAGGAAGAGAAUGGUCUGAGGGUAGCCAUUGGUGAUUGCUCUUUUUUAUCCUUAGAAUACCUCAGGCCUUAGGAUUGUUAACAAGUUAUAACAUGCAGUUGCAGUUAAUGUUUUCUGAUUGUUAUAUUACUUAAGCAACACAAUUCAGAUGAUUCUUACUAAUAUAAACUGUAAAGUUACAUGUAAUUCUCAUUGAAAUGCAGAGUGUUUCUUCUUAGCCAUUC
This is a messenger RNA of Peromyscus leucopus (white-footed mouse), 1919 nucleotides long. RefSeq names its product Sep (O-phosphoserine) tRNA:Sec (selenocysteine) tRNA synthase (gene Sepsecs). Bases 50 to 1573 code for a protein of 507 amino acids. Gene Ontology annotation, molecular function: tRNA binding; O-phosphoseryl-tRNA(Sec) selenium transferase activity. NCBI's taxonomy places the organism in Eukaryota, Metazoa, Chordata, Mammalia, Rodentia, Cricetidae. The transcript has 11 exons. The record is from RefSeq and is a predicted model, not a curated record. Gene Ontology annotation, biological process: selenocysteine incorporation; conversion of seryl-tRNAsec to selenocys-tRNAsec.